AUGGCCGUGCGUCUCUGUGUGGGGUUGCUUCUCGUCGCCGCCUUCGCCCCGCGCGCGGUCGUCCAUGUCUCUGGUAAACCUCUACCUCAUGGGGCGUAUAAAUUCCGCAAUGAGAAUGUUCCAUCAGCUGGACCCUGCAUAGCGAUCCGUGUCCCUGUAACACUGCUCCCCAUAUACCCCUCCCCCUUUUUCCCUCCCUUCCAGUCGGAGUCGUCCCCAUAUACUACCCGCUGUCCCGCUGACCAGCUGCUGCAGGCAGGAGCGCGGGAGCGAUAUGGACGCCCCGUGGAUGUUGCUGGCAGGAACGCGGGAGCGUUGGGGACGCCAGCGGCGGGCCCUAAGUGCCGCAACGCCUUCCCCGCGCGCGCACUAUGCAAGUUCGUCGACGACCUGGCGACCACCAUGCGAGUCGCCGUCGACACGAGCGACGGGAAGCUCGUUCGCAUCGGCGUUUUCCAGAUUUACCAGAAGUUCCAUCGGGACCUGCCGCCCACAAAGCAGUACGCGUACGGGCUCAACCAGCGCACCGCCGCGUUCCCCGGCCCCACCAUCCUGGCGCACAAGGGCAAAGACACCCAGGUCAACACGUGCUCCGCCGCAUUCCCCGGCCCCAUCAUCCUGGCGCACAAGGGCAAAGACACCCAGAUCUUUUGGUCGAACCGCAUCACGGACAGGAAGCACAUGAUUCAGCUGGACGACACACUCAUGAUCCCCAUGCCCAAGCACGGCGGCGUGCCCAUCGUCCCCCAUCGGCAAGGGGUCCCACAUAGGCAUGGGGGUGAGACGCACAGCAUAUACGAUGGGCACCCACAGUUUGGCGAGAAAGGACCUAAGUUCUCCACACAACUGCAUGGGGGUGAGACGCACAGCAUAUACGAUGGACACCCACAAGCCUGGUUCACCCAAUUCGGGGAGAAAGGACCUAAGUUCUCCACACGGCUGUACCACUACCACAACAACCAGCGACCCUCUAUUGUCUGGUACCAUGACCACGCCAUUGCUAUAACGAGGAUAAACGUCAUGGCGGGGAUGGCGGGCUUGUACGUUAUAGUGGAUCCGAAAGGGGAGGAGAGGGAGAUCAACAAGUGGGCGCCGCUGCCGGGCGGGCCGUUCUUCAUGCCAUUGGCAAUUGCGGAUCGGAUGUUCUUUCCAAACGGGUCGGUGAACUAUCCGACGGACGGGGUUGUUCCGAAGGAGCACCCACACUGGCAGCCGGAGUUCUUUGGAGAUACAAUUACGGUCAAUGGGAAGGUCUGGCCGUUCUUCCGGGUGCGGAGGGCACUGUAUCGGCUGCCGAUCCUGGGGGCAUCAAACGCACGCUUCUACCACCUGCGCUUUCAGUGCGCCGUGAGGGGUGAUUACCACGACUUUAAGCCUCCGUUCAGGGGACCCAUUAUCCCCAUGACUCAGAUUGGCAGUGACGGCGGGUACCUCGCUCGUCCCUUGCGCAUGCGCAGCGUGCUGGUGGCACCGGGGGAGCGACUAGACGUGCUAGUGGAUUUCAACGAGGCCCCCUCCUGGUGCCGUGACGUGCUGCUCACGAAUGAUGCCCGUGCGCCCUACCCUGCUGGUGAGCGCUCUCAAACACCAGCAGCAGCAGUCCACUCUAGGCUUACUUGA
Messenger RNA from Closterium sp. NIES-65, 1620 nucleotides. The record is from the annotation of a GenBank genome assembly. Lineage: Eukaryota; Viridiplantae; Streptophyta; Zygnematophyceae; Desmidiales; Closteriaceae.